Molecule: messenger RNA, 3450 nt
Organism: Papilio polytes (common Mormon)
Lineage: Eukaryota; Metazoa; Arthropoda; Insecta; Lepidoptera; Papilionidae
Gene: Vps37B
Product: vacuolar protein sorting-associated protein 37B
Exons: 3
Coding region: 157-801 (214 amino acids)
Biological process (GO): ubiquitin-dependent protein catabolic process via the multivesicular body sorting pathway; protein targeting to vacuole; protein targeting to membrane
Cellular component (GO): ESCRT I complex
Source: RefSeq, a predicted model, not a curated record
AUAUUGUACUAAUUUUCAUUAAAUUGUAGCUAACUUCUUUACAAAUUAAUCGCUAGAUACGAAGAAUUUGUUUGCGCGAGGUUAUAUGUGUACUUGCCGUAUUUUGGGAAACAGAGUUUGAUUGUGCUGUGUCGAAUAAGAAUUCUUGUUACCAAGAUGAUUCAACCGGACUUCUCCCCAGCUAUAGGUUUUCUUGAUCAUUUGAAUUCUGACGAACUGAAGGAAAUACUCAACGAUGAUACAAAAUUUGAUGCAGUAUUAAAAGAUGUAAAACAGGUAAAAGAUUGGGAGACAGAAAAGGAGAUGAUGAUAGCCAGCAACAGAUCCUUGGCGGAGUUCAAUCUGCGUCAAGAACCGGAAUUGGAGGAGUUGAAAAGUCAAGUACAACAAAAAUCGGAACUCGGUGAACAGUUAUGUAAUCAUAUACAUGGACUUUUAGAUGAAUAUAAGAACAAAUCAGCUGGCAUAUCUCCGGACACAACAUUAGCCCUACUACAAACAGCCGCAGCUGAGUCAGAAGAACAAUCAGAGAAUGUCGCACAAGACUUCCUAUCAGGGAAAUUAGAUGUGGACAAGUUUCUAGAAGACUUCGAACCGAUACGGAAGAAGAUGCAUUUACAAAAAUUCAAAUCGGAUAAAAUGAAUGAACUACUACGGUCUGGGAGUCAUAGUUCUUAUGGCAAUGGGCUAGCCAAACCUUUCUUACCGUACCCAAGUUAUACACAGAAUGUGCCAAGUGUCCCGUACCCUAUGGGGCCAUUAAAUAUGCCUAUGCCUGGAAUGUACGGUAACCACUUUUAAUUACGUAAAUAUGUUUGUCAUGUGGAUCGUGAUUCUUUUUUUAAUUUAUUGCAUUUGACAAUGAGUGAAAAUUAAUUUCAAAUGAGUCUUAUGUUUUUUUGUAUUUCCUUCUCUUAAGUCAGUACAAGUUGUGUAAUUGAAAAUUUGUAAUUCUUUUAUCAUUUAUAAUAUAAAUAUGUAUUUAGUUUUUAAUGAAAUAGUAUAAGGUUUUAAUAGCAAUUUUAAGGACGUCAAUUUGUGUUAUUAUCUCUCAAAUUAAGUUAUUAUUUCAAGGUCAAAGUUAUGGCUAUAUCAAAUCAAGCAAUGAGUUGUAAAAUACAUGAAAACGAUUUUUGUAACCAAUUGAUUUUAAAAAGUGGAAAAGAACUUUGUUGCACAUGAAAUUUGUAAUCACAAAAGACUAUAGCAUUUUUUUUUAAUAUUUGAAUUAUCUCUGGCCAUAUCCAAGACUAUAAUUUUUUUUAUUAUCUUAAUUAUCUCUGGCCAUAUAUGUGGGGUCGUCGUUUAUCUAUGUAGAAUUAAUAAUAAAACAUAAUAAGGAGGACUUUCAAGCUGUUGCUUGAUAGUGAUUAUUUUAAAUAUCAGAAUGCAAGGAAAUAUUUGUAAUGAUUGUGAUGGAAAUCUCUAAUUUAGGGCAUGGCAUGAGAAUUGGUUCCGGUGUGUUCCUUGGAGAUCACGGAACCUUCAUCUAUGUUACUAGAAGAUGGCCAUGGAGGGGGUUUUAGUGGGUUCAAUCCUACAUAACUCUGCCUUCCGCUAGAAGGCAAGGUAUCUUGAAAAUUUUCCCCCAACACCAAAAAAAGGCAUACAUGAGAGUUAGGCCCUGUCCCACAAUUGGCUAUUAGAGGCUCAGCUCAGUUAGCUUAUUAAUGACGUCACUGGUAUUUCCAUCACAUAUAUUAUGGGUGUCAGAGGGCUAUUGAGGGGGGACAGUUGCCACCCUUGAUUACUGUUGACACCUGAUUUGCAUAACUAUACAAUCGUUAUUUUUAUUAAAAAAUAAAUAUUAUGUAAGAAAUAUAAAAUAGUGUCUAAAUAUUGUUUUUUUAAAUAUAAAUUCAAUAUUAUAUGCCCCAUUCUGCUUAUAAGGUCUAAACUGAUUAUGUCAAUGGAGAAUGUUAAAUUAUUUUGUUUGAGGUUAAAUCAGAAUGUACUAAGUAAAAGGCAUAAACUCUAACUUUUUUUUACCAAAAAAUAACUGCUAACAGUAACAGUCUAACUAAAUUCAUUUGUUUUUUAGAGUUUUCUUUCAUCUUUCAGAAUGAGUCGGGAUUUCUCUGCUUGUCUUUAUGCCCGGUUUACAUUUGGCCAGUACAGUUGUUAAAUAGCGUUCAAUAACUGGCACAGUGAAUGGCGCCAAUGACAAUGACAACUGUCCAAGUCCAAGUGUGAACCUGGCAUUAUAAAUUAGAUUGAUUAUUUCAUAACAGCCUUGAGUAUGAUUACUUUAGCUCUUGAAUAAUUUUGUUAUUUUCCUUGUUUUCAAGUUCCAUGUAUUUUUAUCAAUAUUUUAAUAACGUCAAUUGUUAUCAUAAAUAUUGUAACUUUAUUUGUAAAAAACAACUGUCCGCUUAAUGUGGUGCUUACGUAGAUGGAAUGAGAUUCUGACUGUAUAAAGUAGACAUGUAAUAUAGAUUAAAAAAAAAUAAUGUUUUCAUUUUUUUUGGCAUCGAGAAUGUUUUAACACCGUCUACAUCAAUAUGGAUGUAUAGAAUUUUACUGUCUUCUUUAGAGUCGAUUUGCUAUAUUAUUUUAUGCUAUACUUUUUGUAUAAAAUAUUAGAGAAUAAGAGCUGCGCACAUCUGAAACUAAGCUAUCUGUUAACUGUUUAGUUUCGUUUUGAUUCCUAUAAGCCUAUGGAGGUGCGCACACUACUAGGCUUUAGUUGUGCAACUAAAAAGCAAUCGAUAAUCGCAAACAGUUGUGCGAUAGUUUAGUCAAAGGUGUGUGCUCUAAAUCACUUCGUAUUCAAAUAUUUUGGCGGUUCGGAACUUUGUAGAACACAGUUUUAGGUGUAAAGGGCGUAUUGGAAUGCGGAGAAGAAUACUGUACUGAAUACACGUGCCGACGGCCUUGUUCACUUCUCUUUCCCUUUCCAUACAUGGAAAAGACGGGAAGGGAGCAGUGACAGACGGGGUAUGAGACUUACAGAUAGUGAAAAUAUCCUCUUUGUCUCUCCUCUGCUGAUUAAAUAAAGGCGACGCCUGCAAAUGCUGAUGUCUAUGGGUAUCGGUCGCUUGCUAUUAUAAGGCAUACAGUAUGUAAACUCUCGUUUAUUAAUAUACAAAAUCUGUAAUAAAAUUUUACUAUUCACACAUUUUAAAAGUUAAAUUUUCACAAAAUCGCUCCCAAGCACUUCAGAUCUUUAGCACAACACACAAUUUUAGGCACAUUCACCCCUAACACUAAAAUUGUCAAAUAAUCACUAAGGGAUACCUUAGAUUAGAUUUUAAUGUGAUAUCUAUACUAACGGAUUAUCAGCUAUAAACAACGAAUUUUAUAUUUGUUAGUAUUACAAAGUAGACGACAAUAAGAAGGGAAUUAGACAUAUGCAUAUACUAUGCGGUUAAAACAUGUUGGUUUUAAAGUCACCUAUUGUCUGAUAUCAGUAAAUGUAUUAUUGAUUUAAAAUAUAAUUAUAAAAUUGUA